This is a messenger RNA of [Torrubiella] hemipterigena, 5826 nucleotides long. Lineage: Eukaryota; Fungi; Ascomycota; Sordariomycetes; Hypocreales; Clavicipitaceae. The record is from the annotation of a GenBank genome assembly.
ACUGCCCUCUCUUCCCACUCCUCCUCCGACACCCUGCACGCUUCCUUCCUGCUCCCAACCGCCGGCACACCAACCUCUCAACUACACAACCGCAUCGCAGAAACCUCAUAUUCAACGGCCAGCAAGAGUGGUUUCCCAUUGUUCUGCUCCCGAUUGUCUCGACCAUGCCUGCUUGCGUCCAGUCGGAUCCUCUUCAGUAACCAUCGCAAAGCCGCCGACGGCUUCGUUUCCACCUUUCGGAGUUUUUCUUUGCACGCUGAAAUCGUCGACGGCGCGGCAAAUUCUCCGCCACAACCGCCAAUACUCGAUACCGGAAAACCUAUUCGGAAGUUAAAUAUAUCUUUACAAAAAAGCAGAAAACAACCAUUGCUACCCGAAAUCAUUGCUGUGCGCUUUUCUGCAGAGUAGAUCUUUGCGUGCUCGCAUUGCGUCAGUAGCCGCAGCUUAGGUCCGCAGCAGCUUUACCUGCCUAGCCGCAACCGCCGCCUGGAUCAGCACCGACAAUUCAGCCCCUUUGCUUUUGAAUUACGAGCUGAAGCGAGCCCAUCCACUGCUGAACAAGAUUUACACUCGUUGCAUCCCAUUUGAAGCCUAGCCAAGGGUUGCGCAGCUGCCUACCCGCUCGCUCCAGCAGACACCCUCCCAACUCCGCACCACUUGCUAAACCGCAUUAAUUCAGCACCGAGCACCAUGUCAACAUUUAAGGCGUUAAACGGCGCUGCAAGCUCGCCAAAGUCGGAGACGCAGGCUGCGCCUACCUCUGACAGCCCUUCCGCUACCGAGACCCCCAAAGUAGCCGCCGCCGAACAACCCGGAAGCGCAAUUACCUCGCCUAGUCAAGCAAAUACUGAGACUACUGGCAAUGCUAGAGAAAGCUGGCCAACUCAAGGCCCGGACCGACCCGUUGCUAAUGCCUCUGCUGGAUCAGAGACAGAAUCCUCAAACAAACGCAAGAGAUCCGAGUCUGCAGAACCGACACCCGCUGACGGCCCUACGCAAGAGAAGUCUCCGGUCACUGCUAAUCCCGCCAAAUCUACGGAACAGGAGAGUUAUGCCACCCCGCAGCGCGAGAAUAGGCAAUACGGCGACCAGCGAGACCAGGACUCGUGGUAUUCACGCAGAGAAGGCCAAGAACCUACCGACGAGCAACAAAAGGCCACUUCUCCUACCAACGACCUGCAUGAUGAACAGGGCUCUGACCCCUCUCGACGCCGCGCUGAAAGUGAAUAUAGCAACACUAGCGCCGAAGCUGAGGACAGACCUGCUGGGUUUGGCAACAACUACUCUGGCGAACAGCGCGGGGACGGUAUUCUUCAACAUGACCCGAAGAAGCGCAAGAGAAAUUUUAGCAACCGAACCAAAACUGGAUGCUUAACUUGUCGUAAGAGAAAGAAGAAGUGUGACGAGCAGAAGCCUGAAUGCAACAACUGCAUCCGAGGGGGAUUUGUCUGCGCGGGCUAUCCACCACAUCGCGGUACAUGGCCCGGGUCCAAGCUCGAUAACAAGGCAGUUGCUAUCCCACUUGAGUCCAAGGACCCCAGUUACAUCCCGCCUGGUGCAUAUGGCAUGCCGCAACCCGGCAUGUACGGCGCGCAGCCUUUGAAGCGGGAACCCUUGCCGCACUAUCGUGGCCAGCCCCUCCGCAUCGACCCACCACAAGGCCGUCCCUUGAUGACCGAUGACGACCGCCAUACUGCGUCGACAUUGGCAAGCGCGUCUGUCGCUAGCCCCGACCAUAAAUUAUCCAACGUUCCAUACACACCGGCCAAUGCUUUCCCCACUCCUGUUAGUGCCAACACUCAGCCGCCAUUGUUUGAUAGAAUGGGCAAGGAAUAUCAGCGAGUGCCUCCACUUCAUGAACUGAGCAGAGGAGAUCACGGCAGAGGGGACCACACCAGGGCCGAGCACGCCAGAGCAGAGCAUGCCAGAGCAGAACACGCCAGAGCAGAGCACGUAAGAGCCGAACACGGAAGAUUAGAGCACGGAAGAAACGAGCACAGCGACCGCCUACCUCAGAUAUCAUUGUUGCAUUCGGGACGCACAAACAGCCCCAACAGACACCCAUCGAUGGGUCCUACAUCUAACCCCCAGGUAGCUGCUCAGCUCGCGCUACAGCAUCCUCAGUAUCCCCAGCGACGAACGCAAAAGGAAGAAAUGCUCUCUGGCAGACAUUUCUACGCCUUUGACAAGGAACUUUGCCUCGAGCGUGAGCGUUGUGCUACUGCAUGCUGGAGAUUCAACAACCUCACCGCUCCUCCUACCAAUGGUGUUUCACCCGACGAGCGUGCUCGUCUCUUCCUUGAGAUCUUGCAACCAAGAGACCCGGUUAGAGUGUCCCCCUCGGAAGCAUCGCCCGUCACAAACGUUGGCCGUGUCGGCCGUCAUGUGGCUGUGGAGACCCCGUUUAACACCGACUACGGCUACAACAUCUCCAUUGGACAUCAUGUCGUUAUUGGCCGCAACUGCACCAUUAACGAUGUUUGUGAGGUUCGCAUUGGUGACAACUGUGUUAUUGGUCCCAAUGUAAGCAUCUACACCGCAAAUCUCCCCAUUGACCCCAAGAAGAGACAAGGUGGCCAAGGCCCCCAGUACGGACGACCCGUUGUUAUUGAGCAAGACUGCUGGAUUGGCGGUGGUGCAACUAUUCUGCCUGGCAGAACUAUUGGCAAGGGAAGCACGGUUGGAGCUGGAUCCAUUGUUACAAAGGAUGUGCCUCCAUUUACGGUUGUAGCAGGAAACCCUGCUCGCGUCUUGCGUGGAAUUGCCUCUUAAGCUAUGUAUGUCAUCUUUUUUGAGCCAUGUUACGAUAAAAAAAGUAAGAUAUUUUUGUUGGUGUUUUAAUGAGCUGAGCAUUGGGAGUUGAUUUAUGGGAAGCGUCCGAUAUAUAGCUUGUCUUUUAUUUUUAUCUUAUAAUCAUAUUAUCUGGAAAUGUCUAUUGUGUCGUGCCUCACUGAGUAUCUGCCGUGUCAAAUAGAGACCUGAGUCUUUCUCCCCUGUUCUGUAUACCAUUAUUGAACCUCUAGACCCUUUGUGCAAGGGGCUUACUCAACUAUCAAAAGCAAAUCAAAACAAAAACAGACCGUGCAAACUGUAUCCACCAUCAGUGCGCAUGAAUGGCAUGGGCCGGCAGCUCGCUACAUGUUUCCACAAGUGAAAUGAACGAGCCCGCCACAUUUGCAGCCCUCAAGACUUAAAGAAGAGCUUGAUAUUAGUGGAUCUUUUGAUAAAACAUAGGCGACCAAGUUUGAUGUGGUCCCAAGCCCAAGGCCGUGGGAGUGGCCGGGCCCAUGGCCUCCUGUGGCCCCCUCCGUGCCCUGCGGACCUGUAUCGCGGCCUAAACAUGGCCUCCUCCCUGGGCCACGUAUGGAUUUCGAGGGUGCCGGCGGUGAAGAUCGUCAAUACUUAUGGUAGCAUGUCGGACCAAUUCGUAUCAGUUGCUUGGUCAAGCCGAAGGUACUGGUCGAUGGAUUUCUAGUUACCAAUGUUAGCUUUGCUUAACCCCCAUGGUCAUAAUACACCAUAUAAGUAAUAUCAACAUACCCAGUUUAAUGCUUCUGUACUUGAGAACAAGUCGUUCAAAUCCGGAACCUGGUCGAAAUUGAUUGGAUAGUCGCCCUCGGGAAACGGAGUGGUGAAGGCUGGGUCUUGAGCCACACUCGCGUCAUCUGAAAUUCGGAGACCUUGGCCUGUCGCCUGAAUGAUCCGCGACAUUUGCGGUGGCGGGAACGGAGUAUCUGCUUCUGACGCAGUGCUCGGACUAUCGACCUUUACUAGAACAGCACGGAGGAGCUUUGCGGCAUGGCGUGCAUCUUCAAACUCGGCGCCGGCCCUUGACCAAAUCUCUUGACUCUUGUGCAACAUGAUGAUGCGCUGUUGACGCUCAGAGGGAUUAAGAUCGUGGGAUUCAGUCACGUCUAGGCAGGCAAUCGUUGACGCGAUGAGGAAGUGCUGUAUGGUGAGUCCGGACACCAUGAAUCGAUCUUGGUGCAUUCUUCCACCGGGACUUGUUGCAAUGUCUAGCUCGACUUGCCAGUUUUGUAGUAUAGAACAUGCCUCGCGGCAAAUGCGCCGGGAUUCAUAGUACUUCGGGUCGUCUUUGUAUAAGCUAAGAUAAGGCCGAUUUAAGACCAUCUGGCAUUUGCGAUACACAAGCUCUAGCAUGAGCCUGUGCAGAAUGGUAUAUGUAGGAUCUGUGAAUGAAGUGCUCAUAAUCGGUCGAUAUCUAAGGCAGCUUGGAAUGGAUUCAAACCACUCGUCAAGGGCCUUGUUGAGGCGGAUCGUCUCAGAGUACGGAGGCAGUUCUACAGCCAAGGCAUGUCUCAUAAUAACACGCAUCAAUGGAGUCAUGUAUGCCUUUGUACAGUAAGCCAAGAUUGGUGUUGGGUCAAUUAAGCCUCUUGGUGGAGGCAUGAUCUCCGUGUCUUCGUCAAAGUCGUCGUCCGUAAGAUUAGUAGGGUGCGGUGCAUCGCAGGCACCCUCCCAGACCAUAGCAGGCAUGCCGUUUUGGAAUGAAAAUAGAAGAUCAGAGGAUUGGAUCAUAAACCAGACACGUCGUCGCAUCUCUGCUUCAAAGGGUGUAAUGCCUGGGAUGAUCUUGAGAGGAUCUCGGUGAUAGCCUUGUCGCUGAGCCAAACGCACCGCUAGGCCAUACAUGGCCCAAAUGACAGCAUCAGAGUCCAGCCGCAGCACAUUUCUCGAAUGAGCGUGCAUCAGUACAGCUUCCACAGAACCCGCCUUGUUCUUGAGAUAUUGACCGGCUACCAGACAUUGCACUGAAGCCGUGGUGUAGACCUGUGGAUGUCUGACGGUCGUUAAUACAGACGUGUUACCGGCAUACUUGAAGCGAGCAAUUUUGGCACCAGCACACAAAAUGGAAAAUAGAAUGCUGAUCCAGAGAAAACCGGCCGAAGCUGGAUCUUUAAGGAAAGCCUCAUACUUUCGCUGAAACUGAUGCGUGUGGAUGAAUGGGAUCGCCUGGAACUUGGCGUUGAAGUAGCUGGAGAUCAACAAGUCGGAAUCUUGUCGAGAGGGGAGAAGGUCCAAAACAUCUUGUAGAGUGAUGCUUGAUGCAUGGCCCAGAAACGGAUCGGCCUCCUCGAAUCGAUCGUCAUCCGCAGGGUGACGAAGGUCCUCAUUGCUGUCAAGCAGAUCUUGUAGGUCUCGAAUGCUGUCGACAAUGUUCGUCCAAGCCGUCGCACCCUUAUAACUAUGUCCUUCUUCCUCUCCGUUGAUCUUGCCAACGUCUCCUGUAGCGAGCCCAUUCGAUAUAUCGCCCGUGUGCGCCGUUUCGUGUGAUUUGGAGCUCGGCGUGCUGUUGACGGCCUCGUUCUCGGCCAUCGUUCGGACCAUUUGCUCUAGCUUAUUCAGCUUGAGCUGGACUUGUCGUCUAUCUCCCGAGGACGAGCCCGAUCCUUCAGCCACUGUGCUAAAUUUGCAUGACGGGCCUUCGGAGCGUUUCUCGCAGGCACCGCACGGCUGUUGGCGAUCACAUUUCGACUUGCGCCGUUGGCAUGCGGUACAUGAGACUGCAAGGCGGUUGCGGCGAAUUCUGUUGCGCUCGCCAGCGCGGAAGACGGAUGUAAAGUUGGAUAUUCCCGGUUCGGCCAUGUUGCUUGGAGUGGUUUCACUCCAUGUGCGGUUCAACGGCUGUGUUGGUAGUAAUUUGGCGGGCAGGCUGGCUGCGGGCGGCGUCUUGCGGCUGUUGCUGCUCUCGGAACGGCAAUGCACUGAAGCGGAUAUUUGUUCGUAGUGUGGUGAUAUAGCGGUCUGAACCUUUCAAGCGUCGUGGUGCUUUAGGGCAUGCGAUGUCGCAACAAUGAUGUCGUU